Messenger RNA from Babesia bigemina, 1842 nucleotides. Its product is annotated as kinesin-like protein, putative. The record is from RefSeq and is a predicted model, not a curated record. Gene Ontology annotation, molecular function: microtubule binding; microtubule motor activity; ATP binding. Lineage: Eukaryota; Apicomplexa; Aconoidasida; Piroplasmida; Babesiidae. Gene Ontology annotation, biological process: microtubule-based movement.
AUGGCUAAGGCGCCGACAGAAAGGAGCCGAAUUGACGUGAUCGUGCGCAAAAGGCCCCUCAGCGAUUUAGAAAAGGCGCGUGGAGACACCGAUGUCGUCCUCUGUAACAAUACAACGGCGAUCAUCGAGGAGCUCAAGCUGCGCAUCGACGGAUCGACAUACAUUGACCGGUAUGAGUUUCGGGUGGAUCGAUUUUACGACGAACAUGCCGACAAUCAGCUUAUUUACGAGGAAUAUGUGAAGCCGCUCGUAGAGUUCGCCUUCAAGGAGCAGAAAACAUGCUCCUGUUUUACCUACGGGCAAACCGGUAGCGGGAAAACCUUCACAAUGAUAGGAUCGCGCAAAUUGAAGAACCCAAAUAUGCCGUAUAUGCGUAAGUACCUUUCUGGCAUUUACGAAUACGCCGCCAAUGACAUUUAUCGCAUGCUGUGUGAGCCUGAAUACGACGGGAGACUGGAAGUCAUGAUCAGCUUCUACGAAAUAUACUGUGGCAAACUAUACGACCUGCUCCAGGACAGGUAUGUGAUUAUAUGGCGAAUAGACAUGAAAAUGGUGGAAGCGUUGGAUAACGGCAAACGCGAAGUAAUCAUCAAGGAUCUGACUCUACGCCGAGUAACUUGCAAGGAAGACCUAAUUGGCCAUAUGCUUGGCGGGCUGACAUUGAGGAAAAUCGGACAGAACUCGCAAAAUGACCAGUCUUCGAGAUCCCAUGCACUCUUACGAAUCGAGCUGCGGGAAAUUGAAACUAUGAAGAAUUGCGGACGGAUCGCUUUUAUAGAUCUGGCUGGGAGCGAGAGGGGAGCUGACUGCAUCAACCAGCCGAAGCAAACUCAGAUGGAUGGUGCUGGUAUAAACAGGUCACUUUUGGCUCUAAAGGAGUGUAUUAGGGCAAUGGAUCUAGAUAAGACGCACAUACCUUUCAGAGACAGUGAACUCACAAAGGUUCUCAGGGAUAUCUUUGUCGGUGGAAGCAGGAAUCUCAUGAUCGCAAAUAUAUGUCCAAGCAAUGUGAGCUGUGAGCAGACGUUAAAUACUCUUAGAUAUGCUUCUCGUGUGAAAAACUUCAGGCAACCGCAAACCACGGGGUCAAAUGGCGCCGCGGAAACAGAACAUGAAUCCAGCAACGUAUACAGGAAGCACCUAAGCAUACCAACGUAUGAGAGUAGCAGGUUAAGGUCUGACGCAAGCGAGUAUGCUAGUGGGCCGUCACUCGCUGUUUCACCACGUCUGAAAAACAUGGGACUCAUCGGCUCGAAAUUGAUGAGCACAUCGCAAAAACUGAACAAAUCCCGUACAUUGGCUCCACCUAUGAGCAGUAGAAGCGCUGUUUCUAGGAAGAUUAGUGACAUCACUUCACCGAGAGAAACAAUCAGAUCGGCGCGUGAGGCUAACGCACAACCUUACAGCCGUAGCAGAGGUUCAAACCUGCCAGACCCGUUCAGUAGUGUUUUGCAGUCCAUGAAAUCGCAGCAACGCACCACGCCUUCGGUGGAAACCAUGCUGGAAGAUAUCACAUUGGAUCCCUUGAACCAGAAUCUAUACGAAAACAUAUGCGAUUCUUUGGAAUUAAAUGCCUCCAACUCUACUUCAAGCGUCGAUGCGGACACUAAGAUGAAAAUCGAAAAAUCAAUCGACGCUCUGCAAAAGGCUGAGCGGAUAUAUAAUCAUAUUGCUCUGCAAAUGAUGACUGUAAACGGCGAUCCAGAAAUUCCAAACUACGCGGAAUUCAUCAAAAGCAAAAUCAAGAUGCAAGUGAAGCCGCUCCUGUUUCUUAAGCAAGCCGUAGAGGAGCACAAUAACUUAAUGAGAGUGAACAGCAGUAUACCUGGCAUGGAUCCGUAA